UGUAAACCAGAUAUAGGAGCGAUUUUUCUUAAUCAUACUCAACGAAUACGAUUUCAAUCAUCACAUUCAUCAAAAAUAUCAUCAGAUAGUAAAUUAUCAAUUAAUUUAUCUCAUAAUAUAGAUCAAUUUUUACAUGAUAUUAAACAAUUAAAUAUUGAAACAUUUGAUUUAAUUAAAUCUACAGCACCAAAUAAACAUACUAUAGAACCAAUUAAUCUUUAUAAAAAAAUAGCUUUUGGUUCACUUGAUCUUUAUGUUUUAUAUCCAUCAUCAUCAAUUGAUGAUGAUAAAUCUUUAGCAAAUUUACAAAAAAUUCCAAUUCGUGAUCAACAACCAUCACCUUCAAUAAUUCCUCUUCAUCAUUGGUAUUCAUCAUGUACACUUCUCGUUUGGACACCAACAUCAAAAUCAAACAAAGAUAGUUUAGUUCGCAUUCUAUAUACAGGUGCAUGUCCACAAACACUUGUCUUUGAAGCAUUAACCAGAGUUCGUCAUUCGGAUAUAUUACAUGAAUCUCAACAACAACAACAACAUCAAACAAGUCGAGCAGGUAGUGCUAAAACAACAUCAUCUACUAGUAGCAGCAUAAAUAUUAAAAAUCUGUCUUCAAAAUCGAAACCAACAUCAAGUGGUGAAAUAACAAAAGUUCUUCCACGUACUGUCACAUCAAAAUCAAAACCUCUAUCAACUAUAAAUAUAAAAUCAGAUAAUAACUCUCGAUCAACAACAAAACUAGAUAAGAAAACAUCUGUUUCAACAACUGAUAGAUCUAUUCAAUCAGCUAAUAAAGAUAAGAAGAUACAAAAUUCUCGCCAAACAAUAUCAAAAAAUGUUACUAAAAAUAAUCAAAUUGAUAAUCAUGAACAAAAAUUAAAUACACAAGACACUGAACAAGAACAAUCAAAUGUACGUAAGACAUUAAAAACUAAUACUCAUUUCAAAAAAAAA
This is a messenger RNA of Rotaria sordida, 948 nucleotides long. The record is from the annotation of a GenBank genome assembly. Lineage: Eukaryota; Metazoa; Rotifera; Eurotatoria; Philodinida; Philodinidae.